UCAUAGAAGGUAUUGUUGCAAACAUCCUCUCCUUGGAAACAUCGACUCUGUCAUGAAAUGAUCGCUAACUAACCACAAGAUUUGGAGGCGUAAAAUGAUCUUAAUGAGGGUCGAUUAACCGUGGAAAAAUAUUUUACGAUGCGUCUCCUCGUCAAAUGUGCCAUUGUAAUUGCAUUGUCUGCAACAGGGAUAAAGGGACGCGAAUGCAUCGGAAGGAAAUGCCGAGAAAGACCCCUAGUUGACGACGUACCACAGAACUGUUUCACGCCUCUGCUUCCUUGGCUGUGCAGGAUUGGGCAUUUGUGUUGCAGCUAUAAAGAUUCCAAUGGAAACAUCUACAAGGGUAAUCCCAAGAGGAAGUGUCCAGCAUCCUCGGCAAGAUGCGAGACACGUGGGGGGACGUGUCUGAACGUCAGAGACACGUGCCUGACCGCCGAUGUCCCUAGGCUGUGCGCAGGAGAUUCCUGCUCGUGUUGCGUCGGGGACCACAGGCGCUGCACAUCGACCCCCAACCCCCAAGUGCCGCUUCCAGGGGGAUAUUGCUUCAGGGGACAGCACAAGGUCUUCUGCCCUUCGAAGCAGGUCAUGAAGGAGGGCUGCUCCGGGAGGAGAUGCGCCUGCUGUUUUACAGAUCGUAAAUGCAGUUGCGGGAAAGCACUAGAAUCGACUCGCAUCCUUGGGGGCCAGCCGGUCCAAGCCUAAGAACAAGUAUCCGUGGAGGGUGGG
Molecule: messenger RNA, 726 nt
Organism: Macrobrachium nipponense
Lineage: Eukaryota; Metazoa; Arthropoda; Malacostraca; Decapoda; Palaemonidae
Exons: 5
Coding region: 139-702 (187 amino acids)
Source: RefSeq, a predicted model, not a curated record